Brassica rapa (field mustard) is the source of this 772-nucleotide messenger RNA. RefSeq names its product glutaredoxin-C6. Lineage: Eukaryota; Viridiplantae; Streptophyta; Magnoliopsida; Brassicales; Brassicaceae. The record is from RefSeq and is a predicted model, not a curated record.
AUUGGCUAUUUAAUUUUCCCUUAAUUUCUAUAAAUUAUGAUUCCUCUUUUUGUUUUAACCUCUUUUGAUUCUUUCUAUAUAUACAAAUACAAAACUACCUCUUCCUCUUAACAAACCUCUCUACGUUUCUCUCUCAUUAAUUGUUGCAAUGAUGCAAGAAUUAGGCUUAGAACGUUUCUCCAACGACGCCGUUUACUUAGACCUCACUCCUCCUUCUCAAACCUCAUCCACCUCUCUCUCCAUCGACGAAGAAGAAUCAUCUGAGGCCAAGAUCCGACGGCUCAUAACCGAGCAUCCCGUGAUCAUAUUCAGCAGAUCCUCUUGUUGCAUGUGCCACGUCAUGAAAAGACUCCUCGCAACGAUCGGUGUCAUCCCCACCGUCAUCGAGCUCGAUGAUCACGAGGUUUCCUCUCUCCCCUUGGCUCUUGGAGAAGAAUAUUCCGGAGGUGGCUCCGGCGUUGUUCCUCCUCCGGCGGUUUUCAUUGGCCGUGAGUGUGUAGGAGGUCUUGAGUCCCUAGUCGCGCUCCAUCUAAGUGGUCACCUUGUCCCUAAGCUUGUCCAAGUUGGAGCUCUUUGGGUAUGAUAUUGUAAUUUUACUUCUUUGAGUUUCAUUAGUAUUUUGCAGUACUCAAAAGCAUAAAUUUAGGGUUUCUCUUUUCUGGUUAUUAUCUGAUGAUCAUAAUUAAACACCCAUGUACUAUAUAUGAAUAAUACUUUAAGAAUGUGUAAGUAGUAAAUUUUAUAUAAUUUGCUUCCCUCGUUUUCUCUCUCA